AAUACCGUAGCUAGCAAGCUAGCUACCUGGUACAGUAGUGGCUCACCAUACCACUCAAAGGAUUGAUCCGCCAGUUGCAUUAUUCCCCCAGUCAGUGCACACAGCACAAGAGCACAAGAACACAACCACAUCACAACGCAGGCUACGGUACGGAAAAAGAUAGAGAAGCUUAGCAAGCUCAAACAAUGGAUAACAUCGCAAAUGAAACAGGGAGCGCUGGGGGGCACCGCAUUGCGGGGUCAUUCUUUCUUGGUCUGGGUGCCUAUUGCCUCCUCCUACACUUUCGCCGUGCAAGAAGGUGCCAAAAACUGCAAUGUGAAACUUCUUAUCUCCCGGAGAGAGAUCCAGCAAUUCUGCGUCGUUCCGGUGUUGCCCUGAUCAUUGCAAUGGUUGUGGCGUUCUGCUGGGAAAUCCCAGGUGGCAACGCCUCGACCAAUCCUUACUUUCGACUGUUACAUGAAGCGUCCUAUGCUUUGUUUGGGCUCAUAGGAUUGGCGAGCUUCCUCGAGUCAAAGGGACUCGUGCCACUGGAUUCCAAUCGAUCAUGUCUGGUCAUGGCGCUGUUCCAGUCCUACAUGAUUUUGAGCACCUAUGUCGCAUCGAUGAAUAACCGUGAAACUCACACUGAGGUGCCCUACCGGUAUGGCAUGUUGGCAAAACUCUGCCUUGCUCACUCAUUCGUCUGUGCCUACUCGAUUUGGAACCCACAAAAUCUGGUGGCAUUUCUCACUGGCCAUGUUCUGCUUAUCAUUGAAGGAGCGUGGUUGAUGUAUCUUGGGGAGUACUAUGCAUGUCGCAUUGGUGUCCAACCCUCUACUCACUUGGUAGACUUCUAUACAUACGUGUUCUUGUUUCUUUUCAUUGUCUGCUUGGGUAUGGCUGGUAUUGCGACCUUCAAUUUGACGCCUUCUCCUGAAGGGGGUACUCAAGAAGAAACAGACUAUAGUGUCUUGGUUACUAAAGAGGGCGAGAGAGAAGAUGAUGAUCCACAGCUUGGUAGGGAGCUCUUGCCCAGUUGGAGUAGGCAGGAGGCGAUGGACGUGUGAGUUAGGGGGGCGCUAAUUAGCCAAAGCUUUCCCAUACAGACAUCUUGCCACAGACUUGAGCUCGGAUCCAAUGAAGUCGUCACAACGCAUCAUCAGCAAUCAAUCCUGGUAGCUCAGAGGCUGCCUGUUGUAUAGAGCAUCUAUUAUCCAUUCUUCAUUCUGAUUACCGGUACGGUACGGUACAGUACCGUCGUGCGGCUGUUCCAAGGACUCUCCGCCAGGGACACAGUCUGGACAAGAUAAGGAGGGCGCGUUUGUUUGCACCAAAACUUGGAGCAGCUCAGCCGCCACCAUUAUUUUUAUACCGGAACGGCAUGCAUGCUGUGGCUCAUAGCUGCCGAGCAGAGAACACAUACAUACAUGCACACAGUCGUCGUAGCAAGGUAUAGUCGGGAUGAAACUCAUGUAGUGAGUAGGAGCUCCAGCUCUCUGAUCCAACCCCUGCAAGUCCUACUAUGGCUGAUACGAGGUACACGCUGUCGGCAGUUGGGGCUUUCAAGCAAAACUGGACUUCUAAAGUAGAGAUAUCGAGCA
This is a messenger RNA of Seminavis robusta, 1580 nucleotides long. The record is from the annotation of a GenBank genome assembly. NCBI's taxonomy places the organism in Eukaryota, Bacillariophyta, Bacillariophyceae, Naviculales, Naviculaceae.